CAAUAGGUUUCAGUUCCAUAUCUUAUCUCAGGGCUCUUACUUCCCUCGACAUUAGCGAAAACGAAGAAGCUAUUUCGCUCCCAGAAGAGAUGUUCAAAAGCCUUGCAAAUCUCAAAUACUUGGAAAUCUCUUUCUUGAAGAAUCUCAAAGAGCUGCCUACCAGCCUGGCUAGUCUCAAUGCUUUGAAGCAUCUGAAAAUUGAAUAUUGUUGGGCACUAGAGAGUCUUCCUGAGGAAGGGGUGAAAGGUUUAACUUCACUCACACAGUUAUCCAUAACAUACUGCAAGAUGCUACAAUGUUUACCGGAGGGAUUGCAGCACCUAACAGCCCUCACAAAUUUAUCAGUUAGGGAUUGUCCAACACUGGCCAAGCGAUGUGAGAAGCGAAUAAGAGAAGACUGGUACAAAAUUGCGCACAUUCCUGAUGUGUUUAUCCGUUAAGUCUUAUUCCUAAUUGGAUGUAAUUUUCUGGUUUUUCUUUUGGAAACAAAUCAACUAUUUGUAAGAUCUAUUUGUAUUAUAAUUUAUUUUUCUU
Molecule: messenger RNA, 534 nt
Organism: Solanum tuberosum (potato)
Lineage: Eukaryota; Viridiplantae; Streptophyta; Magnoliopsida; Solanales; Solanaceae
Product: putative disease resistance protein RGA1
Exons: 2
Coding region: 90-440 (116 amino acids)
Source: RefSeq, a predicted model, not a curated record